AUGCGCGGCGGGGCCAGGUGCGGUGGGACGGGGGGCGUGGACCCCAGAGCUCGGAGGGACUCGAGCCCGCGGGCCCGUCACUCUGGGGCCUCCAGCACUGACGCCGACUACAAACUGGGCCCAGACUCCAAACUCCCUGCCCCUACUCUCGGGACCGAGAGAAGGCCCCGGCCUGGCCUGGGCGCACUCCUAGCCCCUUGGAUCUCACUAUCACCAACCCUGGAGACGUGCAGCCAGCCGGGCACCCCAGGCCUCUCCCUGGCCACACGCGCCCCAAGGGUCGUGCCCUCGGGGGGGGUCACCUUUACUCUCAGCCCCGCCCCUGCCCCCCAACUCCCCCAUCCCCGAGCCCGGGGCCGCGACUGUUCGGGAGCGCGCGCGGAGAAGGGAGCCGCAGACCCUGCCCAGCCCAGCCCAGCCUGGGCGAACGCGCGAGCACGCGAGCAGUUUCAGCGCUGCGCUCUGCGCUGGACUUUGCCUGCGGCCGAGGCUCGGCAGCGCCCCGCGGCUCCGCGCCCCGCAGAGGUGCAGGCCCCGAGGCGCGCCCCCGCCCCGCCGCGGCACGUGACCCCCACCAGCCACUCAGCGGCCUCGAGUCGGGGCGCCGGGGCGCGGGGACCGGCGCGGCGAGCCGGGGACUUGGACGCGCCCGGCACUGGGGCCGAUUGCGCCCGCCGCUGCCGAAGCUCGGGUCGGCCCGGGGAGCGCGCGCCGGCGCGCAGGACGUCCGAGGCCCGCAGGUACCGCCGGGAACGGGCUGCCGGGAGAGAAUGGGUGGUGGGUAGUGGGUGGUUCUCCGCACCGGCAAAGCCGGAGGUGUCCGCGUGGCUGAGUGUCCUCGGUAGAGUUUGUGUUUCGCUCACUUCGGGGCCGCCGGAAGGCCCCGCGACAGGGCCGGGGCCAGGGAAGGUGCUCGGGACUUGCCGUGUGUCCUCGCGAGUCCGCCUCACGUCCCCCCGGAAUCGCUCUCCGGACAUCGAGAGCCCGGACCGCGCUGCCCCGAGGAGCCGCGGCCCGAACCCUCCGUUUGGUUUGUGGGGUCUGCGCCAGACCAUCUCCGAACGCAGCAGCACUCCAGGUCGCGGGGGCCCCGAAGAGUGUGCGCCCAUCCGACCAAGACGGUGUUAA
Suncus etruscus (white-toothed pygmy shrew) is the source of this 1128-nucleotide messenger RNA. RefSeq names its product EZH inhibitory protein (gene EZHIP). The record is from RefSeq and is a predicted model, not a curated record. The coding region runs from base 1 to 1128 and encodes 375 amino acids. The transcript has 5 exons. Lineage: Eukaryota; Metazoa; Chordata; Mammalia; Eulipotyphla; Soricidae.